Arabis nemorensis is the source of this 192-nucleotide messenger RNA. Lineage: Eukaryota; Viridiplantae; Streptophyta; Magnoliopsida; Brassicales; Brassicaceae. The record is from the annotation of a GenBank genome assembly.
AUGUCGAGGUUAGUAAAGUGGGCUUGUGAUCCAAAUGGAGAUAACAAAGUGAUGGAAUGUUGGGUUGAUCUCAUUGGGCCGGGUUUGGGUUGGGCUAUAUACUGGCUCGCCCAUUCCAAGUUGGGAGUUAAGACAUGGGGCUUGAGCGAAGGCUCGGGUUACUUGUCUUCUAGAGUGGAGGAGAUUGCGUGA